UUUACCCCGCCCCUCCCGCGCGGGACUGGCUUUGUGCGCCUGCGCAGACCUCCCAGUUGGCACCCGGCGGCCUGCUCCGAAAUGGACUAAACAAGAAAAGCAGUCCCCCAGAAACAAGUGCUCAAGAAGUCAGUGGUCCUGCAGGCUGGGUUGUGAACCCUUUGGGAAAGUGGAAGGCUUAGAGUCCUCAUGGAGGCAGCUGUGUCCAGACAUACGUUAUUGUGAGGUGCAUUUGGACAAAACUGGAAAGUACAGAUGGAGUCUGAGUACCUCAAGAGAUCAGUAGGAACAUGUUUGGCAAAGGGACUAGCAGAGGUAGUAGAGCUUCGACCAGCAGACCCAAUAGAGUACCUGGCACACUGGAUUUACAAAUACAGGAAGAACUUAGAUGAAGAGAAAAAGAGAGACUUGGAAAGAGCCAAGCUGGAACAAGAACGGGAGGAGGCCCAGGUGGAACUGGAUAUGCUAGAAAAAAUAAAGGAAGAACAACUGAUGAUUGAGCAGAAACUGGCAGAGGAGCAGCAAGCUCAGCUGAAACGAGAACUUGAGGAGUUGGAACUCAAAAAGCUAGUGGAAGAAAAAGCAGAAGAGCUGUUGUUGCAGCAGAAAGCUCAAGAGGAAGCAUCAAAGACAAUAGCUGAGGUAACAGAUAGAUAUGGAGCUCCUCAUUUGGCCCGAGUUGAGGAGGUAGAUGAGAGUGGACAGGAUGAGAAUACAGUGAAUGUCAUGGGGGAAUCAGAAGAAGAAAGUCCCAGCUGACACAUGAUACUUAUACCUGUACAUGUAUACAUAAACCACUCUACCUGUUAAUGCCUGAAGUUCAAUGAUUUACUGUAAAAGUGUGUUUUAUUAACAGAAUUGAUUUCUGAGAUAUGUCUAGAUUGUAUAGUAUGUUAAUGCAGUUAAUUUAAGGUAAUGUUAAAUAAAAGCAAUAACUCAAAUCAUAUUUUCCAUAAAUUUGAACACAGUUGAUUAUCAGAGAUUGAAAAUAUUCAACCUAGAUUCAAAGGAACUAUAAGAUUGUUUCCAAGGGGGACAAUUACAACCUUCCAAAGUUGAUAAAUUGAGUUCUGUGCAGUUCACUGGAGGGACUUUCAGUAUCACAAAGCCUCAGUUCUGUCUGAUCUACAAACUUAUGAAAGAUCCAGAGGUAAUCGUUUUCUCUUAAAACAAGUUUGAUCGUGUAAUGUGUUCUGGUCUCUCUAAAAGAAAUGAGAUUAUUCAUGUAUUGAAGAUUUUGAAAAUGCUUCAUUGCUUUGUAUGUGCCUGAGCAUUUGUUUUAUUUUUUUCUUGGAUCAGUAGCUUAUAGCACUGAACCCAAAUGCUAGUAAAUGAAAGAUGCUGUAUAGUUGUACAACAUUAGAAAACAGCUCUGCUAUAUGAUGGAUUUUUUGUAGUAAUGGGCACAACUUCAAAGGCUUCAAAGUUCACUUUAGGUAACCAGCAGAUGAUCAUAGCCCAUUUUACCCUGAUUUUUCAGACUGGAGAUUUUCCUUUUUCUUUUGAGAUUUCCAUUAUCUUGUAGUUUUGUCUAGGUUGGAAAUUCCACAGUAGUAAUCUUCCUUUUUGUAUUACAAAACAUAUUCCCAGCCAAAUACAGAAGACAAAA
Gavialis gangeticus (Gharial) is the source of this 1609-nucleotide messenger RNA. RefSeq names its product DPY30 domain containing 1 (gene DYDC1). NCBI's taxonomy places the organism in Eukaryota, Metazoa, Chordata, Crocodylia, Gavialidae. The coding region runs from base 256 to 759 and encodes 167 amino acids. The transcript has 7 exons. Gene Ontology annotation, cellular component: Set1C/COMPASS complex. The record is from RefSeq and is a predicted model, not a curated record.